Messenger RNA from Thamnophis sirtalis, 411 nucleotides. The record is from RefSeq and is a predicted model, not a curated record. Lineage: Eukaryota; Metazoa; Chordata; Lepidosauria; Squamata; Natricidae.
AUGGUUGGAUUUUGUUUUCCAGAUACCCCAGGACAUGGGAGUGGAUGGGCAGAAACUCCUCGUACUGAUCGAGGGGGUGAUUCCAUUGGUGAAACGCCAACUCCUGGAGCGAGUAAAAGAAAAUCACGUUGGGAUGAGACACCGGCAAGUCAGAUGGGUGGCAGCACCCCUGUAUUAACACCAGGCAAAACACCAAUUGGUACACCAGCUAUGAACAUGGCAACACCUACACCAGGGCACAUAAUGAGCAUGACUCCUGAACAACUCCAAGCCUGGCGAUGGGAAAGAGAAAUUGAUGAAAGAAAUAGACCUCUUUCUGAUGAAGAGUUGGAUGCGAUGUUUCCUGAGGGCUAUCGGGUAAGGAAUAAGCCAUGUACAAUUAUAGUAUCUGUGUGAUAAAUUCAGUGUAUA